UUGCUCACUCGCUUCCUGCUUCUCCACAUUUACAGACCUAACCAAACGAUGUUUUCUGCAGCCUGCUGAACAGACUUGAAAUUCAACAUGCCAAAAGGAGAACAUAAAUCUGCAGGUGACGUUUCAGCAGACGACAGUGUUGUCACUGUUGUGCUUCUGGGACAAAACAGCACUGAUAAAUGCCUUGUAGGAAACACAAUGCUUGCAUUUAAAUGCUUCCAGCCAGGACAACGCAUGUAUCAAAAAGCUCUGGGAAGAGUCGGGAACGAGCUGCUCUACAUCAUAAACACCCCCGAAUUUUUCUGGAGCCCAAACCAAGACCCAGAAACCAAUGCUAUAGAGGCAAUGAAGCCAUCGUACCCCGGUUCACGCAUGUUCCUGCUGGUACUUCAAAAUAAACAACUCUCCAAUGAAGAAAUGGAGAUGUUCACCAAACUGAAGGAGAGAUUUGGAGAGAAGAUAGUGGAAAACAUCACUGUGGUGCUGAUCGAUAGCAAAGAGUCAUCAGAAGUGUCUCGCGACACAGCAAAUGCCAGUCUCAAACAGAUUUUGCACGAAUGUAAUGAAAGAAUGUGUGUUUUCAGCAAAGAUAUGAGAGGAGUCGAUCUGGUCGGACAACUUCUGCCAGAGAAACCAGAUGAGGAUCUUGACAGGUCAAAUGUUGACAACAAUAAGCAAAUUAAUCCAGAGGAAAAAGACAAGUCAGAGCAGCCAAAGCCUAUGCAAGAGGAGAGCAUGACCAUUCAGCCAUCUGGGGGUGAAGGCAUGACCACUAUGGUGCUGCUGGGAUUAAACAGCGAUGAUAAGUGUCUGAUAGGCAACAGUAUCCUCCAGCAUGACUGUUUUACACCUGGAAGAACCAUCUGUGAUCGGGUUGUGGCUCGAGUAGGCGAUCAGAUGGUCUGUAUUGUCAACACCCCAGACCUUUUUGUCUUCAAACCAAGACCUGACCUGAUAGCAGACAGUAUGGAAGAGAUGCAGCCAACAUACACAGGUCCACGCGUGUUCCUCAUGGUACUGCAGGACAAAACACUCACGCAUGAAGAGAUGGAGAUGAUCGCAGAUUUAAUAGAGAAAUUUGGAGAGAAACUGCUUAAGAAUAUGCUAGCGGUGCUCAUUGGCAGCAAAGAUGAUAAAUCUGAAAAGUGUGAAAUUGAGGAGAACCUCAAAAUGUUUUUAGACGAGUGUAAGGAGAAUAUAUAUGUGUAUAGGAGCGAUGUGAAAAGCACUGAUUUGGUCGAACAGCUUAUGGGAAAAGGAAAAACACAGGAAUCGGAGAAGAACUAAACAUCCGGAAAAGAUAUCUGAUCAAGGUUAUAUGUUACAGGUUUAUACACAGUUGAAGUCAAAAUUAUUCACCCUUCUAAUUUUCUUCUGUGAUAAAUAUUUCUCAACGGAAAAUUUUUCACAGUA
Molecule: messenger RNA, 1413 nt
Organism: Danio rerio (zebrafish)
Lineage: Eukaryota; Metazoa; Chordata; Actinopteri; Cypriniformes; Danionidae
Source: RefSeq, a predicted model, not a curated record